GUUUGUGGUGAGCUACGUUUUUCUUUGUUUCUGACAGAGUUCUACACAGCAAGGUGAAAUGGCACAGCAAGAAAAGUUCUGCUGUUCAAUCUGUUUGGAUCUACUGAAGAAUCCAGUGACUAUUCCCUGUGGACACAACUACUGCAUGAACUGUAUUAAAGCCCACUGGGAUGAAGAGGAUCAGAAGGAAAACUGUAGGUGCCCUCAGUGCAGACACCCCUUCACACCGAGACCUGCACUGGUGAAAAACACCAUGUUAGCAGAUUUAGUGGAGGAGCUGAAGAAGACUGGACUCCAAGCUGAUCCUGCUGAUCACUGCUAUGCUGGACCUGAAGAUGUGGCCUGUGAUGUCUGCACUGGAAGACAAAUGAAAGCCUUCAAGUCCUGUUUAUUCUGUCUGGCAUCUUACUGUGAGAAACACCUUCAGCCUCAUUAUGAUGUGGUUGCAUUGAAGAAACACAAGCUGGUGGAGCCCUCCAAGAAGCUCCAGGAGAACAUCUGCUCUCGUCAUGAUGAGGUGAUGAAGAUGUUCUGCCGUACUGAUCAGCACAGUAUCUGUUAUCUCUGCUCUGUGGAUGAACAUAAAGGCCACAACACAGUCUCAGCUGCAGCAGAAAGGACUGAGAGGCAGAGAGAGCUGGAGGUGAGUCGACAAAACAUCCAGCAGAGAAUCCAGGACAGAGAGAAAGAUGUGAAGCUGCUUCAACAGGAGGUGGAGGCCAUCAAUCAGUCUGCUGAUCAAACAGUGGAGCACAGUGAGAAGAUCUUCACUGAGCUGAUCCAUCUCAUCCAGAAAAGAAGCUCUGAUGUGAAGCAGCAGAUCAGAUCCCAGCAGGAAACUGAAGUGAGUCGAGUCAAAGAGCUUGAGGAGAAGCUGGAGCAGGAGAUCACUGAGCUGAAGAGGAAAGAUGCUGAGCUGAAGCAGCUCUCACACACAGAGGAUCACAUCCAGUUUCUACACAACUACCCCUCACUGUCAGCACUCAGUGAGUCUACAGACUCAUCCAGCAUCAAUAUCCGUCCUCUGAGCUACUUUGAGGAUGUGACAGCAGCUGUGUCAGAGGUCAGAGAUAAACUACAGGACAUUCUGAGAGAGGAAUGGACAAACAUCUCACUGACAGUCACUGAAGUGGAGCCAGAGCCAAAGACCAGAGAUGAAUUCUUAAAAUAUUCAUGUGAAAUCACACUGGAUCCAAACACAGCAAACACAAAGCUGUUAUUAUCAGAAGAGAACAGAAAAGUGACAGCAAUGAAUGAACAACAAUCUUAUUAUCAUCAUCCAGACAGAUUCACUUAUUGGUGUCAGGUCCUGAGUAGAGAGAGUCUGACUGGACGCUGUUACUGGGAGGUGGAGUGGAAAGGAACAGGAGUUCAUGUCGCGGCUGCAUACAAGGAUAUCAGCAGAACAGGGUGGGGUAAUGAGUGCAAAUUUGGGCGUAAUGAAAAAUCUUGGGCAUUCAAUUGUUACAAAAGUAAUUAUACGUUUUGGUACAACAACACCCAAACUCCUGUCUCAGGUCCUCAGUCCUCCAGAGUAGGAGUGUACCUGGAUCACAGAGCAGGUAUUUUGUCCUUCUACAGCGUCUCUGAAACCAUGACUCUCCUCCACACAGUCCAGACCACAUUCACUCAGCCGCUCUAUGCUGGACUCUGGCUUUACUCUGGUGUAACUUUUCUAAUCCAUCUGUCCCAUGGUCCUUGAAUGCAGCGUCAGGAUUACAGGUUAACAACUGAA
Molecule: messenger RNA, 1735 nt
Organism: Oreochromis aureus
Lineage: Eukaryota; Metazoa; Chordata; Actinopteri; Cichliformes; Cichlidae
Product: tripartite motif-containing protein 16-like
Exons: 3
Coding region: 59-1702 (547 amino acids)
Molecular function (GO): protein binding; zinc ion binding
Source: RefSeq, a predicted model, not a curated record